This is a messenger RNA of Liolophura sinensis, 999 nucleotides long. RefSeq names its product rhodopsin, G0-coupled-like. Bases 1 to 999 code for a protein of 332 amino acids. Gene Ontology annotation, molecular function: G protein-coupled receptor activity. Gene Ontology annotation, cellular component: membrane. Lineage: Eukaryota; Metazoa; Mollusca; Polyplacophora; Chitonida; Chitonidae. The transcript is spliced from 5 exons. The record is from RefSeq and is a predicted model, not a curated record. Gene Ontology annotation, biological process: G protein-coupled receptor signaling pathway.
AUGAUGGAGAAUUCCUCGAUCUACGCGAAUUUGUCGGAAUACCAGAUGAGCUAUACUGCUUAUUUAGGGACAGGAAUAUAUGUGGCAUUUGUAGGAAUCUUGUCCACCUUUGGGAACCUUAUCGUGAUUGUGGUGAUAUGCGGGAAACGCAAAGAAAUCAACUUCCAGAAGAAGCAGCACAUUCCUCUUCUUCUGAACCUGGCCGUCGCUGACAUCGGCGUGUCCUUGUUUGGUUACCCUUACACCAGUCUGUCCGGGAUGGCCGGAAGAUGGCUGUUCACGGACGAACUCUGCACGAUGGCCGCCUUUUUCUGUUUCCUUCUCUCAUUGGUCAGUCUGAGCAGCUUAGUAGUCGUUAGCAUCAUCCGUUACAUCGUCAUCUGUAAACCCGGCCUGAAGCCUCGGUUGACUUCCCGGAUGAUCAACUACACUGUACUGCUGACCUGGCUGUACGGGGUGGCCUGGGCGGUGAUCCCGUUGUUCGGACCUGCUGCCUACACGUACGAAAUGUUUGGAACGUCCUGCAGUAUUAACUGGACGAGAGGGCUCCUACAGGACACCAUCUUUAUCAUCUGUAUCGAUGUCUUCUGCUUUCUGAUUCCUCUAGCUAUCAUUGCCACGUGCUAUGUUCAGAUUAUCCUUAGGUACCGCAUGAUUUCUGCCCCAUCUACAACAGGAUAUGACAACUCUGACGGUUUUACAAAAAUGAAAGCCCGACGUGACAUGCGCGUUACCUGGCUGGUUCUGGUUCAGGUGGGGUCUUUCAUCACCGUCUGGACACCUUAUGUCGUGGUUUCGGGCCUCUCCUUGGUAUAUUCUCUCCCAGUUUGGGUCACUGUCCUCCCAACCAUGUUCGCCAAGCUGUCAUGCGCAGUCAAUCCUAUCACAUACAGUCUACUCAACAGAACCUUCCGGCGCAUGUCCAGAGACAUUUUAUGCAAAUGUGCACUGCGCAAAGUUAGCCACAGCUCGGACAAAUACCGCCCUACUAACAGGUAG